Molecule: messenger RNA, 2642 nt
Organism: Mya arenaria
Lineage: Eukaryota; Metazoa; Mollusca; Bivalvia; Myida; Myidae
Product: S-adenosylmethionine-dependent methyltransferase Rv2258c-like
Exons: 7
Coding region: 1418-2497 (359 amino acids)
Source: RefSeq, a predicted model, not a curated record
UAGAUGAGUUGAAAAAAGAAGCAAGAUAAAACCAUUUAGGAAUAUCACAUUUAAAACAGAUUACUGAUAAAGCAACUGAAAAACGUUUUGAGUUUUAGUUAAAAUUUAAUAGUCUCAAUGGCUGAGGGGUGCAGAACUGGUAUGGUCCGAGCGCGUUCAGCUAAUACCUGACGGGCAUCUACGGGGUUGGAUGCGUCAUGCUUUCCAUUGGGAAAGAGCUGGGACUCUUCAAGGUCAUCUGUGAAACACUUGGGCAUUCAAGAUUGUAGGGCAUCGCUGGAAAAUUUAAACUCAAACCAAGGUAUACGAAAGAAUGGCUGUCGACAAUGGUAGCAGCCGGUAAUCUGCACCUUAACAGGGAUUCGCGCCUUUACAUCGUGCUCGAAGGUCACAAGCCCUCCCUACUAAAAACAAGGGGAUUCGCACCCAUCAUGAUAAGCCUCGCCGCCAGGGCCGACCUCACCAACAGAGAAUGGUAUCAAAGUGCUUGAUCUUGGCUAUUAGCCUGGGAAUUUUAUAAACAUUUUUGCACAGCGAUUUCCCAAUACCAAUUUCGUUCGGCUCGACUUCUCGGACAUCGCUAUAGAAAUGGCCAACAGAGACAAUGCCGAUCGUGGUUUUAUCCAACGUGACUUGAUGGGUGACGCACAUAAACUGCCGGAAGAAUGGGCGGCCGACUUCGAUAUGGUGUUCGUAUAUGACAUAUACCGGACCCACACAAAGUAUUAAAACAGAUCCAUCGAAUAUUGAAAUCAAAUGGAUUUCCCAGCCUGAUCGAUUUCGGUUUUCAUAGCGACACGGUAGACUCCGCUGGCGACAAGACGGCCGCCCUGUUCUAAAACUGCAUCAUGUUUAUAUGUCUGAUCAACACGACUGAUCUACACGACUUACCGGACCCACACAAAGUGUUAAAAACAGAUCCAUCGAAUAUUGAAAAUAUAUAAUAUUGACCCGAUAGACAAGGCUGGUGACCUGACGGUCGCCAUGUACUACAGCUGUUGUGUUUUCAGAGUAUUGGCCUCUUGUAUGACUGUGGAAUUAUGGGUCGGCUUCGGCGCAUGUUGGGGCCACGAGGAGAUUCAGAAGGUGUUUCUGGGAGCUGGCCUCCAAAUCAAUGGCGUGUCUUCGCUAAUCGUGUCCCGUGUGUCCAACUAGUUUUCUAAGCACACCAAUGUUGGAACUGUGCAUGUCCAGAGACGACAUCUAUAGUUUGUAUUCAGGGCCUGUAUUCAAGCACAAUAUAUAGUAUUCAGGACAUGUAUUCAAACAAAAUAAUUUUACUGGCUUUUUGGAAGUUGACUUGAACACUAGAACUCCCGGAAAUGGAUCAAUCGCCUGUUUAGAGCGCCAAUCCUAGUCUUACUAAUAGUAUGAUAACAAUAUUGACGAGUUUUAAAGGCUCACAGUAAAAGGAUCAAUGGCUGAGGAGAACAAAUCUGGUAUGGACCCGAUCACGUUCAGCAAAUACCUAGGGGGCAUCUAUGGUGGUGGAGGCGUCAUGAUUUCCGUCGCCAUUGGGCAUGAGCUUGGACUAUUCAAAGCCGUCUGUAAAGAGCCGGGGCCAUUCAGUUUAGAAGCCAUCGCCGGAAAACUUAAAUUCAAACCAAGAUAUACUAAGGAAUGGCUGUCGACAAUGGUAGCAGCUGGUAUUCUGCACCAAGACCGUGAUUCGCGGCUCUACACCGUUCCCGAUGGUCACAAGCCCGCUCUGUUGAGAGACACGGGACUCGCACCAGUCCUUUUUGCCCUCGCUGCCAGGGCCGACCUGAUCAAAAAGUGUUUCCAAGAGGAUGGACCUUACGGCGUAAGUUUUGCAGACGGCCCUGAGUGGUUGAAGUGGUUCAACGGCUACCGGAACCAGUCAGCCGAACACACCGUGAACAGCGAGAUUGUACCUACGUGGAAAAAGCAGUCAGACAUAAUUCCCCGUCUAGAGAAAGGCAUCAAGGUGCUAGAUCUCGGCUGUGGGCCAGGGAAUUUAACCAACAUUCUUGCACAGCGAUUUCCCAAAUCCACUUUCUUUGGGCUCGACCCCUCGGACGACGCUUUAGAAAUAGCCAAAAGAGACACGGCUGAUCGAAGCUUAUCCAACGUGACUUAUGAGAAAGGUGACGCACAUAAACUACCGGAACACUGGACUGCGAACUUCGAUAUGGUGCUCGUAUUUGACGUUCUACACGACUUACCGAACCCGAAGAAAGCAUUGGAACAGAUUCGUAGAGCUCUGAAGCCUGACGGAUUCCUCAGCCUGGUCGAUUUCGGUUUUCAUAGCGACCCGGUAGACAACGCUGGUGACAUGAUGGCCGCAUUUAGUUACAGCGUCAGUAAUUUUAUGUGUCUGGCCAACAGCAUGUUAGAGGAGCCGCACACCGGCUACGGCGCAUGUUGGGGCCGCGAGGAGAUUCAGAAGACAGUACUUGAAGCUGGAUUCAAAAUGAACAGCGAGUCUUCACUCGUUAUUGUGAAAUCAAAGUGUUUCUUCUAUUGUACCAAAUGAUAAACAAAACUUUUAAAGGGAUUCCAUUUCCUAAAUUGUACAUGUUCGUGUUGAAAGAUUUGUUUUUAAAUGGAAAUGGUUGUUAAACAUUCUUCGCUCUCGUUAUCAACGCCAUUAUUAUAAUAAAUAUAUAUGAGUAUUCGAA